AUAAUCAGCUCAAAGCCUUCAGCCCCUCUCUUUGAAGCCCCCCAAGGUCGGCUCUGUAACAGCAUCACUAGUGUGCGACUAAGAAGAUAUGGGAACCCUGGGAAAUGUAGUCAUGUAAUCCCAAACUUGUCAAGAUUUGUUAUAGAAAACGCAAUUUAUUAACAUGUCCGCAAUUUACGGGGGCGGCCAUUUUGUCAAAGACCAAGAGCAAUGCUAUGCUGGGGAUGCACUGUUUUGCACACUGAUAGUCGUCUGCUAUCGCAGUGCCACAUGGGAUUUUCACCUCUAGUGCCGGUUACUAUAGAGACCGCUUGCUUAGUUAUAGAUGCGAGCAUUAAUAUAGAACAUAGAAUAGUUGUAUUGAAAUUCAAUAAUGAUUAAAAACCGGGCGACAGACGGCAGCCUCAAACAAAGCAACGACAAUACCGUUAGGACCUUAAAUCAUGACGUCACCACGCACGCGCGUCCUGGAACGCAGAAUUUCGGAAUGCUGAUGGAACGCAAAACCCGGAAGUGAAAGCGUUUGCUCGUCACAAAUGCCGAUAUUUCCAGUUCCGGUGAUUUUUUAGUCAACAAGAGCAACGAAGCUUCUCACCAGCAUUUUACCAUAUGCCGCUACUCUACUGACCAGUAAUGGAGAAUAAGAAAUGUAAGAAGGAUGGUGCGAAUGUUGCCCUUCAGAAAACACAGGGGGAAUUUCUUCGGAUCGUGAAAAUAAAGGAGGAGCAAGAACCUACAGUCAUUAGCCCAGAUUGCUCCAGUAACAGAAAUUCACCAGAAAAAUGUCCAACGACUCGCUGUUCACAGAAUCGGUCAGAGGAAGUUUUUUCAGCAGACAAACCCAUUAAGGAAGAAAAUCUGAAUAUUGUGGUAGUUGAUGUUGGUCCAGAGGUUCAAAAAGUGAAUGAGAAAAUCAGUGUGAAAAUUAAGGAAGAAGAUAUUCCAGCAGACAUCAGUCCGGUACACCUGAACACAAGGCGAAGUUCUCUACGAAAUCCUUACAAGAAAUGGUGGUCCCCUGCUAAAAGUAGUCGUGCAGGUGCUCAUAAGAUGGAUCUCUCAAAAAAGAAAAUUUAUUCCGAAUAUCUCAUGAAUCCACAGUUCCUGAAAGAAUUCAUAGACAUGUAUCGGUCCUUUCCGUGCCUGUGGAAUGUGAAGAUUUCUGACUAUUCCAAUAAACAGAAGAGACUGAAGGCCUAUGAGAGCAUGGUCAACCUCUGUCGGUCUGUGUGUCCAAGCGCCAACAUCCAGUUUGUUAAACAUAAGAUCGCCAAUUUGAGAACAGUCUUCAAGAAAGAAUUCAACAAGGUACAGGUGUCUAAAAAGACUGCCACCUCCGCUGAAGACGUGUACGUGCCCCGGCUGUGGUACUUUGACCUGCUUAAGUUCACAAUUGGUCAGGAUUCUCCAAAAGAGGGAUCAUCCAACUCAGGAGAAUCGCAGGAAUGUCGCCAAGAAGAAGAGACAGUUGACGAGACCAUGGAGAUUCUGGAGGACUCUACUAACAUGUCUCAGGUAACCAGUAACAGCCAAUCAGAGGACAUAGACUACGACCCCCAGGAGGACAUGCCAUUCAUAAGGAAGAGAAAGAAAGCAAAACUGUACAAUGAUGACGACCUGAGCAAUGAGCUGCUUACUCAAGCUGCAGCUAUUCUUUCAAAAAACAGUGACGAGUAUGACGCCUUUGGUAUAACAGUAGCAUCAAAAUUACGGAGGAUGGAGGAAAAACAGAGACUUGUCGCCGAAGUCCUUAUCAUGGAUGUUUUAUACAAGGGCAUGCUUAACCAGUUAAGUGAAGAAUCGUACAUUGCUGAUUACCCCAUUCACUACUACUCAUCCAAUGCGAUGAGCUGACCGCCUUCCUUCAGGUUGUCUUAUACUUAUGCUCACCAAAUGGCCAGGACAAGCUGUGACUCUGUGCCCAUUUCAAAUGUCACAUGGUUGGGGCUCCUCAUCCUGUUUAAAGGGUAACUCCACUAGUAGAAUAUUUUUUUUUUCUUUGCCUUAUGUAAAUACUAUAUGAUGGCCGUAUACACAGUAUACUUAUCAUAUUGGAUGUUUGUAGUGUUACACCAUUGUGUAAACUUUCAUUACCUUCCAUCCAUUAUCCAUCAACCUACAGUUUCUUGUUUUAAAACCCUCUGGACUUGUUUAGUCUAUAGCUGGGAAGUAUUGACUCCACUGGAAAAUACAUAAAUCUACUUUUACAUGAUUUGAUAUUUGGAGUUUAUUUUAAUGUCAUUGUUAUCUAUGAGAUCCACAAUGUUCACAUAAUGAUUGUCUCCUUCCUUAAACAAAGCAUUUCUACCCUAAAGUAAUUUCAUAUAUAGGACGGGAAAUAGAUCAUCUACAGUGGAGAGAAAACUGGAGUGACUUGGAGAAUGUGACUUGGCCACACAAGAUGAUGGCGUUCUGCCAUUGUUACUCAAUGCAUGCAUAGAAGGUGCUCUGGAAUGGCUCAGGCAAGUUUUAUUGAUCUCUUAUGUUGCAAGACAUUAUCCUUUCUGGUAGAAUAUGGUUUUUACCAUAUGAUAUGGUUCUCAUUAAGUAGCAGCCAUUAUUUCCUAGAAAAGAAAAUAAGUAGUAAUAAUAUUAAUAGUAAUAAUAUGAUUUUACGCAAGUUCAGGAUCCUGCAGUCAGGGCAAAAAGUAAGGACAAAUGUGAACAUGAAUAUUUGGUCUUCAUUCAAAAAGUAUAUGAAGAUACAGGUGGUGUGACUGAACAAAAAACAAUAGCAAAUUGUAAAAAAAAAAAAGUUUACAUACAUACCAUUAGCUUCUACAGUUCAUAAGGUCAAAAAAAGACCAGAGUCCAUAAAGUUCAACCUAUAACCCUAAUGAGUCCCUACUGAGUUGAUCCAGAGGAAUGCAAAAAAAAAAAAAAACUCAUACUAGAGGUAAAAAUUCCUUCCCCACUCCGAAUAUGGCAUCAGAAUAAAUCCCUGGAUCAACAUUCUGUCCCUAUAGAUCUAGUUUACAUAACCAGCAAUGUUGUUGUUCUCCAAAAAUGCAUCCAGACCCCUUUUUAAAUUCUUUUAGAGAGUUCCCCAUAACCACCUCCUCUGGCAGAGAAUUCCACAGUCUCACUGCUCUUACAGUAAAUAACCCCCAUCUGUGCUGGUGUAGAAACCUUCUUUCCUCUAGAAGUAGAGGAUGCCCCCUUGUUAUAGAUACAGUCCUGGGUAUAAAUAGGUCAUGGGAGAGAAUUAUGUACUGUCCCCUGAUAUAUUUAUACAUAGUUAUUAGGUCUCCCCUAAGCCUUCUUUUUUUCCAAACUAAAUAACCCUGAUAAUCUUUCUGGGUACUGUAGUCCUCCCAUUCCCCGUAUUACCCUGGUUGCCCGUCUUUGAACCCUCCCCAGCUCCACUGUAUCUUUCUUGUACACUGGUGCCCAGUACUGUACACAGUAUUCUAUGUGUGGUCUGACUAGUGAUUUGUACAGCUGUAGAAUUAUUUCCUUGUCGUGGGCAUAUAUGCCCCUAUUGAUGCACCCCAUGAUUUUAUUUGCCUUGGCAGCAGCUGUCCGACACUGGUCACUACAGCUAAAUUUACUGUUAACUAAGACUCCCAAGUCCUUUUCUAUGUCAGUAGUCCCAAGUGUGCUCCCAUUUAAUACAUAAUCCCAAACCGGAUUUUUCCUCCCCAUGUGAAUUUCCUUACAUUUAUCAGUGUUGAACCUCAUCGGCCACUUCCCACCCCAAACCUCCAACCUAUCCAGAUCCAUUUGUAACAGUGCACUGUCCUCUAUAGUGUUUACCGCUUUACAGAGUUUAGUAUCAUCUGCAAUGAUUACUUCUUUACUAUUGAACCCCUCUACAAGGUCAUUAAUGAAUAUAUUAAAUAGGACAGGACCCAAGAAGGACCCCUGUGGUACCCCACUAGUAACAGUCACCCAAUCAGAGUAAGUACCAUUAAUAACCACCCUGUUUCCUAUCAUUGAGCCAGUUACUUGCACACAUUCUCCCCCAGCCCAAUCCUUCUUAUUUUAUGCACCAAUCUUUUAUGUGGCACCGUAUCAAAUGCUUUGGAAAAAUCCAGAUAUACGACAUCCAGCGAUUACCCCUGGUCCAGUCUGGAGCUCACCUCCUCAUAAAAGCUGAUCAGGUUAGUUUAACAGGACCGAUCCCUCAUAAAGCCAUGCUGAUAUGGAGUCAUAUAUUUAUUUUUAUUAAGAUACUCCAAAAUGGAAUCUCUUAGAAAACCCUCAAAUAGUUUAACCUCCAUUGUAUGUAAAUUAGCAGGCCCAUAAUUCCCGGGUCACCUUUUGACCCCUUUUUAAAUAUUUGCACCACAUUUGUCAUGCGCCAGUCCUGGGGAACUGUCCCUGUCGCUGUAGAGUCCCUGAAUAUUAAAAAUAGGGGUCUGCCUAUUACAAUACUUAAUACCUUUAGAACACGGGGGGUGAAUAAUGGCAUCUAAACCUGGCGAUUUUGUCUAUUUUUGAUUUUUUGUUGGCGGCACUGUACGUCUUCCUGGUUUAGACAGGUGACCUGUAAUGGGGAGUUUACCUUAUCUCGCUGUAUUUCACCUGGCAUUUCAUUUUCCUCUGUGAAUACAGUGAAGAAUUUGUUUAAUAUAUUUUCUUUUUCCUGAUCCUUUUUAUAAUUUCCUCCUCAUAAUUUUUUAAAGGGCCAACACUUUCAUUUUUAACCUUUUUGCUAUUUAUAUAGUUAAAAAACAUUUUGGAGUUAGUUUUACUUUGUUUGGCAAUGAGACUUUUUGUCUCAAUUUUUGCGACUUUUAUCAGUUUUUUUUUACAUAUUUUACA
Molecule: messenger RNA, 4767 nt
Organism: Hyla sarda
Lineage: Eukaryota; Metazoa; Chordata; Amphibia; Anura; Hylidae
Exons: 8
Coding region: 634-1854 (406 amino acids)
Molecular function (GO): DNA binding
Source: RefSeq, a predicted model, not a curated record